This is a messenger RNA of Micropterus salmoides (largemouth bass), 3378 nucleotides long. Its product is annotated as BTG3 associated nuclear protein. NCBI's taxonomy places the organism in Eukaryota, Metazoa, Chordata, Actinopteri, Centrarchiformes, Centrarchidae. Bases 903 to 2441 code for a protein of 512 amino acids. The record is from RefSeq and is a predicted model, not a curated record. The transcript is spliced from 13 exons. Gene Ontology annotation, molecular function: DNA binding. Gene Ontology annotation, biological process: protein localization to nucleus; negative regulation of protein catabolic process.
ACACGGUACAUGUGUUGUGUGCCAGCAAUGGGGGGAAGAAGCCGAAUCAAAAUUAUAUUUUAAUGAUAUUUUUUCCAAUACAUUACGAUUCUUGCAUUACUUCUCGGCGGCCUUUAGGCCUAACUAGCAUGCUAACCACCACGCUAGCUUAAGCAGUGAGUCGUUUGCACGGCUUCAGCUUUAACGUUAGCACGCAAGCUUGCAAAUCCGAUAUUGUAGUGCCAGCUAACAUUAGCUAGUGCGUGUUUCUGUCCAGGCUAGGUAGUAGCUGGGUAGUUCUCAGAAAUGCAGUUGUAAUAACGUGACUUAAGAUACAUUUAAUGGAAUUACAGAUAUGCUUUACUAGCUUUCACGUUAAGUUUAUCAAUUUCCAUAGUUUGUUUUAUUGUGCCAAUACUUCACAUCGUCAGUAGACCGCCGCCCACUUAGCUAACGUUAGCUGUUACAUUAACUAUGGCCUAACGUAGCUAGUUAGCUGGGCUAGAAACAUUUUACCCGCGCUGUGCGAUAUUUUCAUGGUUGUAGUAGCUUAGGAGGUAGCUAGCUAUCUAGAGGAGCAGGGUUUUGCCUCAAAACAGCGGUAAUAACAGUACCUAACCCCACUUCCGUACCGGAGCUAACGCUAGCUAAUAUUACCCAUCUGUGUUAAUGAAGUGGUGUUAACAUGUUUUGCAGUUUCAAAACAGUUGUUGAUAAUGACACGAUUUUCAAUAUCCCGAAAUUGUCCGUAUGUAUUUAUUGGAUUGGGAUUGGCCCAUUAUUGUAAAAUAAGGAGAAGGCUGGCACAUCAUGUCUCUGGGUAUCUUCCCUCUCUCACACUCGGACUGUUACUGUCACCCGACUUGAGACCGGUUCUGUCUCUUCUGAGCAGACCUGCCCCUGUACAUCUGCAUUCGUGAACAAUGUCUGAACAAGACUUGGAUGAAAUUGUACAAAUUACAGUGGAGGACUUUAACCAGGAUGACCAAACAGACAUGCUGGACAAUCAUGAAGAUGAUGAAGAAAGGCCUCAGAAGAAAAAGAGGAAAUUAAGCAGCAGUCAGGAGAAUAACAGCAUUAACCAAGACAUAUCUUUUAUUAAGAACCUGUUGGUCUCAUUCACCACAUCAAUCAGCCAGCGACUGGAAGGAAUUGAAUCAAAGUUACAGGCACUGGACUCAACGUGUAAAGCCCUAGGACGCAAACUAGACAGCAUGGUGCCCUGUGCAAAGAGUCCUAUCCAGGUUCCUAUGGUUGCUGGGUCUCCUCAGGGGGCCACUCAAACUUGGAACAAAGUGCGAUGUGUUGUUCCACAAACAAAUGUGAUAGUGAGCAGUGAAAACCCAAAGGGCCCUAGCCAAGAAGACAACCCCCUGGAGAACCUGCUCAGCAACACGGUGAACAGGAGGCGUCAGAACACAAUCCUGGUAAAGGUGCCGGGCCCUGAGGAGAGUCAGGAAGAGCAAGAUAGCGGCUCAGAGGCCAGUGACUCUGUUUCUAAUGGUGGCCAGUCCAGCAAUGCGCAAAAUGGCCAAAAUGUCACGCUCAUCACACUCAAUGCAGAAGAUGAUUACCCUGCAGGCACCUGGUUGGGAGAUGAGAACAACCCAGAGAUGCGGGUUCGUUGCCCAGUGUCUCCAGCUGACAUGCUCCAUAUCUCCACAAACUGCCGCACAGCAGAGAAAAUGGCACUGACGCUGUUGGACUACCUGUUCCAUCGGGAGAUCCAGGCCAUGUCAAACCUCUCUGGCCAGGGCAAACACGGCAAGAAGCAGCUGGACCCGCUCAUGAUUUAUGGCAUUCGUUGCCACUUGUUUCACAAAUUUGGCAUCACUGAGUCAGACUGGUACCGCAUCAAGCAAAGUAUCGACUCAAAGUGUCGCACCGCCUGGAGACGCAAGCAGCGUGGCCAGAGUCUGGCUGUCAAAAGCUUCUCCAAACGCACGCCUCGCUGUACAUCCGGAGAGGGAGGCCUCGCAGAAGAAACGGCACACAUUGAGACUGCCACCCAGCAGACCUUGCACUACACACUGGCCAAUCAACAGGUCCAGUUCCACCGUAUUGGCGAGGAUGGACAAGUUCAGGUGAUUCCGCAGGGUCAGUUGCACAUUGCCCAGGUGCCACAAGGAGAGGAGGUGCAGAUCACACAGGACAGUGAGGGAAAUCUCCAGAUCCACCAGGUACAUGUUGGUCAGGAUGGACAGGUGCUGCGUGGGGCUCAGCUCAUAGCGGUGGCGUCAGCUGAUGGCGGGGCCACAGCAGUAGAGGGUUCCCCACUCCCUCCUGACAUCCAAGUGCAGUACGUCCAACUAGCCCCCGUCGCAGAUCACACAGCAGCCGUACAGGCUGCCGAGCUGGCCCCGGCCCUGCAGGAGGACAUGGAGGUGAAAGAGGCCAUCCAGGGUGCCAUCCAGGGAGAGAACGGUGAGGUGGUCCAGAUUGUCACCUCUGUGGCCACCUGAGAGCACCCCGUCUGAUUCGACACAGCCCAGAACUCUGCUCCACAGCAUGGCCUGAUGAGUCUCAGUGGAACAGAGGUUGAUAAAUGCACACAGUCUGACAAGUAAUCAAGUCAGAAAGCCUUUUUUUAAAAUAAAUACUGAAGGUCACUGAUGAAACACAGGGAAGAAGCAUUUUUCAGUUUUGUGUUCCCCUGCAAACUGCUGAAUGAAUUGCCAACCAGAUGUCAAGAUCUGAAAAUGUUCAUAGAGAACUGGAUACUCCAAAAUCUACAGUGGUCUUUCUGGUGUUUUCAUCACCAGAAGGAGCUGGCCCACUCCUGAAUACACAGUGGGAUUAUAGUCUAUCCACGGAGGAUGCUGCUUAUGCAGACCAUCACCCUGCCACCUCAUCAGCACACACGCUUGUUUACGUCAACUUUGGAAAAUAGUGGAGUUAUUUGGUGUUAAGCUUCUUAGCUAACCCCAAAACUCCCAGGAGGGUUUGUAAAACCAUUGAACCCCACCUCAAACAACCAGAACUUUGCUCCUUUUCUCGUCAUUUCUUGUUACAGUGGACUGCAGUGGAAAGUAGAUUUAGCUGAGGACAGCAUACUCUUCGUUGGGAUUAAUUUGGUUCGCUGUCACUCUCCAUGAUUCAGUCCAUACUGUGUCUCCCGGCUGUGAGCCCUGCCUUCCUUUACUUUGCUUGUUUUCAUAUUUCUUUAGCCGCACAGCUUUGUUUGUUUGUUUGUUUGUUUGAUUUAUCUAAUUGUAACAUGCAGAAAGUUUUGGCUUUAAUUUUGGAGGUAGAAGACCAUGAAAUAGAAGAGGUGUUGCCAGUGCAGUACCAGUUGCUGGUACUACACCAUGGAAAGCUUGAAGUUGUUUAUUUCCCUCAGUGUUGUCUCUGUGAAAGAUACAUUCAUGUGAAUAAAACAUGUUUGUGGUUGCCAUAAAA